AUGGUUGGGAACAAGAGCACGUCGCUGGAGGUCGGGGAGCCGGCACCUUGGCUGCUGGCCCGGGGUGUCAGUAAACAGGGGUACGACCGGUUGUCGCGGCAAGCCUACGACCCUUACCAGCAGAUGAUCUUGGACGGCCUGUGGGACGACGAGGCCAUCGAGGAAAAGGCGAAGGGCGACGAGUACUUCCGGAACAGCGAAUACCGUGCUGCGGUGGCGUGCUAUGGGCGAGCGUUGGAGCGCAACCCUGACAGCUACAUACUUGCGCCCGCUAGCAGCAUGGCGAUCAACCAAAUCGGCGACCAGGUGAGGGCCCACCUCGCCGGCCUCUUCUCGACGGACGCGAGCUCGCCCGCUGCCAAGCAGGCCAAGAAGAAGCCGCAGGCCAAGUGGCUACAGGCUGCGCUGGGUGACACCUUUGCGGUCUUCGGUGGGCACGUCAAGGAGCGCUUCGUGGGCAUCGAGCUGGACGUGGCCUCCGUGUCAGAGCAGGUCAAUAAGCAAGAGGGGCAGAUUAAGGAGGCCCUGAACCUGAAGCAGACGGUGCAGGAUCUCCAGGCCGAGCGGCGUGCCCUCAAGGACGCCCGAGACAAGUUGGACACCAAGUUCCACGGCAUGGUAGCAGCACCGGUUGCGGAGGGAGCGAACGAGGAGGCACAUAUAAGGAAGGACAUGGAGGAAUUGAGAAAGCAGGUGGAGCAGCAGACCGCGAAGACUGCUGAGGUACCCUACGAGAUGCGCAAGGUGUGUAUCUGCGGGGGCUUGGGUUGGGACACGCCGCCAGAGGCACUACAGGAGAGGUGCUGGCAAGUCCUGGACGAAACCGGCUUGCAGGACCAGGUGGAGACCGUCGCGGCCACCCUGGACACCCCCGGCUGCACCUGCGAGGUCGUCCUCCGCAACGCUGGCACGAUGGGUCCAGCUCGACUCCGGGUGAGGCCCCUCGGCAAGAGCUUCGUGGCGAACAAGAAAGUGUGGUUCGACGCGAAGAGGUCGCGAGCCGAGAACGCACUAGCCCGCAUGAUGCACAAGUCGAAGGAGUACCUCGAGGCAGCUGCUAUCCGGGACCGUGCCGUGGUGAACCUCACGACGAGGGAGCUGUCAGAUGCGCUCGCUGGCCUCCGCCAUGUGGCGGUCGUGAACAAAAAUGGCAUCGCGGUCGCGGCCCUCCGGCUCCUCUGCGAGAGCCGGCCGGGCGCCGUGUACAUGGCAUUCUUCGACCUCGCGAGCAGCCGGGGCGAGAUGGGCAGUCUCGUCAUUAUGGGCAGGGCGAGCGCAACUGGCCCUGGGACAAUCCCGCCCACCGCGGUCCGCACCAUACCUCCCUUGCCCGUGGUAUUGGCUGUCGUCGACAAUAUCUUGGCAAAGCGGGUGCGCGACGUCGUCGACAGGUGCGCGGCCCGGGUCCUGCCGGCCGCGUCGAUGUCGCCAUGUCUCGAGUGCGCCGAGAGCAGGCGCCAGACUUUAGAUGCCGUUCACCCGCUGGCGCUCGUCAUCGAGAGAGGCAUGGGCAACGAGUCCCAGGGCUGCGCCUGCCAGCAGGGCGCGCGGGAGUGUUGCGAUGCCCCGAGGGCGAUGCGCGUUGCCAGGUGGUUCAGGGACGAAACCGGCUCGUGCGACGAGGCCGCCACCUUGGUGAAGCUGCAUGCUUGCCCGCUCGUCGUGCUCGAGGUGGGGUCUGCGCUCGCAACGCUGAGCUCCCGCGUCGUCGGCGUGCGCUCUGGCUCCCGGAGCGCCGGCGCAGCCGGGCGCACCCCGCUGUUGGAUUUGGCGUCGCAGCGGAUGCAUUUCUGGCAGACGCUCGGCUUUGAAGGCGCAGGCUUGGCUUAUUUCGUGGACAAUCUCCUCGCGGCGCCCAAGGAUCCAGCAGCUGCCGUUCUCAUGCAGGACGAUUGCGCGGAGCAGCUCAGCCGGCGAUGGGACUUGCAGAUCGGGGGGGGGGGCUCCCGGGAAUACCUCAUUUGCAAGGGCGGGCGCGACGAUGUGGUCUCGCAUCGCAGCUGGGACAAGAAGGAGAAGACGCUGGGCCACAUCAUCGACCACAAGGGGGGCAUCACCUCGUGCUACGCGGCGGCCACGGCGGCGAUGCUCCGAGCGUUUGUCGGGAAUCUGGACCAAGACCGGCUGCUGGAGUCGGGCGUGGGCGAAGCGCAGGUGUCGUGGGAGUCCCACAUUCGCCGUGGCCGCGACCCGCAGGCUUGGACGCCGCGCGUGCUUCGCUAUCGCGGCGCGGUGUGGCUGAGCUGGCAGCGCCUGAUCGCAUUGCGCGGGCAAGAGUCGUGGUUGGCGAUCCGGCGAGUCCGAGGACCCGAUGUGGGGAUGGGCGACAAGCGAGGCCCCACGCCGAAGGCGACGGCGUCGCUUGCGGACACACGCUCCGGGGAGCACAAGGACACCUGCCACAGCGGGCCCAUGCUGCGCGGCGCGCGCCCGACGUGCCAGCGCGGCGGACACGCCGCAGCCACCCUCGGCCUGGCCUCGCACACCGCGGGCGGCGGCGCGGCCGCGGCGUGCGCGGCCGGCGCGGGCGGAGCGCGCCCGCGGUGCCCCGAGCCGGGCGCGCGGGCGCGGGCCGCGUCGGCGCUGCCGGCGGCUGCGGCGGCCGCCACCUGCGCCCAGAGCGGGGCGCGGCUCGGGCGGUUGCUGCGCGGCGCCGGGCGCGUGCGCGGCGCGCGGCGGGGUACCAGGGCGCGGCGGUUGGCGUCGGCGGGGGGGGCGAGCGGCCGGGGCGAAGCAGCGCAUCGAGGGCCUCCUCAAGGGGGGCGGCAUCGUGGUCUUCUCGAAGACGUGGUGCCCUUUCUGCACCAGGGCCAAGGCGCUUCUGCAGGCGGAGGGCGCGAGCUUCGUGUCUGUGGAGUUGGACGAGAUGCCGCAGGAUGAGGCCGGCGAGGUGCAGAUGAUGCUCGCAGAGAUGACGGGCGCCCGCACCGUGCCGCGCAUCUUUGCUAGCGGCCAGUGCAUAGGUGGCUGCGACGACCUCGUCGCCCUGCAGCAGAGCGGGCAGCUGGCGGACAAGCUUCCCAGCGGCAGUACGGUGGCCCCUGCCGCUGAGUUCAAGCUCGAGCUGGACGACAACGAGAUGCGCAGAAAGCUGUCCCCCCAGGAGUUUUACGUGCUGCGCCAGAAGGGUACCGAGGGUCCGGGCACGCACGACUUUAAUUGGUUCUUCCCCGCUGGGGGGCACUUCGCGUGCGCUGCGUGCGGCUUGCCCCUCUACUCGGCGGGCUCCAAGUUCAAGUAUUCAGGGGACACCACGUUCCCUCUGCUUAGCAAUUGCGGCUGGCCCUCAUUCAGGCAGUGCUAUUUCUCGGAGGAGGCGGGUGGCUGCCACAUCGCGACCAAGGACGAGUGUGGCAGCGUUGAGAUUAUCUGCAAGCGUUGCGACUCGCACAUAGGGCACGUGUUCUUCGACGCGCUCGGCCCAGAGAACCCAAACGGCGAGCGCCACUGAGCCAACGGGUUGAGCCUGAAGUACGUCGAAGGGCCGCCCGAAGGCUUCACUUCGCUGAGAGAGGACAAGGUGGACCUGGAUCUGAAGUAGGCUGGCGGCGGCGGCGGCUAGAAACGCUGUUAUCAGCAGGCACUGGGUCGGUCCACGCCCGACGCUGCCCGUUGAUGAGGGCUUCUUCGACGUCGGAUGCGCGCUACUGCUCGGGCCCAGCUCGCGUCGAGUGCAGGAUGUCUGCCAGGGCCGCAAGUCACUUGCCCCUCGCACUUGCCCCACUCGCAGGCCGCGCGCGUGGUGAGCCUCUGCCAGACUUGCGCGCGGCGAUGUUUUGCCCGUGGGAGCUCGCGGCGGGGCGAGGGCUGCGCGGCCCUCGGCGGAGCAGAGGCCAGCAGUUCGUCGUCGUUCUCUUGUCCACUGUCUUGCCGAUCGGCGCGGGCCCUCGCGCCCCCCCCACCCCCAUGGAGUGGAUCUUGGCUGUUUUUGGCGCCCCGUUCCAGCAGGUGGAGCCUCCCCC
Molecule: messenger RNA, 3962 nt
Organism: Prorocentrum cordatum
Lineage: Eukaryota; Dinophyceae; Prorocentrales; Prorocentraceae
Source: the annotation of a GenBank genome assembly